UGUAGUUUAAAAUUAAAAUACGGGUUCUUCUUCUUAUAAGUUGAUCCCUUCAACCCUUCCUACAUAAAAUUCCUUAAUCUGAAAAGUAAUGGCCAUCUUGAAGGUCCUUUUUCUCUUUAUCUUUCCUGUCAUAUACGCCACAAAUGAUUGCCGAUUUUCUUUAUGUGGUAACAAUAGUAUCCUCAUUCGUUUCCCCUUUCAACUAGAAGGUGAGCAACCUCCUUACUGUGGCUAUCCUGGUUUCAACUUAUUCUGUACCAAUGAUAGCAAAACAGUUCUAAAACUUCCAUACUCUGGGGAGUUCCAUGUUCGCAACAUAAACUAUCUCAUACAAGCGAUACAAGUCUACGACCCGGAUUAUUGCCUUCCCAAACGUCUUCUGAGCCUCAACUUUUCAGGUUCUCCCUUCACUGCUACUUAUAAUCGUAACUACACCUUCAUAAGCUGCCCAAAUCAGAGCGCAGGGUUGCCAUUCAUUCCCAUUGACUGCCUCAGUAAUUCCACAACCUUUGUAUUUGCCAUCCCUUCGGUCAACCUGGCUAAUUCGAUGCUUGAGUCUUGCUAUGUUAUUAAAAGGCUUUCAAUUCCGGUUACAAGGUCGAGACGGUAUCAGGAAAAUCUCAGAGAUGACCUUAAUGCAGAUCUUCUAUUAACAUGGGAUAUACCUAACUGUGGAUAUUGUGAAUCACAAGAGCUAUUGUGUGGAUUUGCAAGCACUAGCAGCAAACAAGUAGUCUGUUUGUCUAAUGGUCAAACAGGUAGCUCCCAAAAAGGACUUCGAAUUUUCAGAGUCAUGGCACUAUGCAUAGCUGCACCAGCUGUUCUCUUUGCAAUUUUGAUGGCAAGCUGUGUGUGCUACACUGACAGAAUAGCUCCCAGAAGGAAUGCUGUGGCUGCUACAACAGAUCAUGAAAUUUCACAACCUGCAGAGGCCGCAGAAGGUGUUAUGGGUCUGGAUGAGUCUACUAUUGAGUCUUAUGAGAAGGUGGUGCUUGGGGAGAGUCGAAGGGUGCCGGGGCCGAACAGCGGAUGUUGCUGGAUAUGCUUGGCAGAGUACAGCAGUAAAGAGACAGUGAGAUGCAUUCCUGAAUGUAAACACUGUUUCCAUGCUGACUGCAUUGAUGAGUGGCUUCGCAUCAACACCACAUGCCCUGUUUGCCGCAACUCUCCAUCCCCUUCUCCUCUUCAUGCUGCUACAUCCGCUGACCCUUGAUCACUGGUCAAUGAUUUUAGGGUAAAUCAUUUUCUGGAGUCAUUAGUUUGUAUGUAAAACAAUUAUAUAUUAUAGGAAAAUGUGAGUGUUAACACUCCCUCCUCUUCUCCAUAUUGCAUGUAAUAAAACUAUAAUUAUACGAAAAUGUCAGGGCGUUCAAUAUCAAA
Lotus japonicus is the source of this 1380-nucleotide messenger RNA. RefSeq names its product putative RING-H2 finger protein ATL21A. Lineage: Eukaryota; Viridiplantae; Streptophyta; Magnoliopsida; Fabales; Fabaceae. Bases 89 to 1213 code for a protein of 374 amino acids. The record is from RefSeq and is a predicted model, not a curated record. Gene Ontology annotation, molecular function: polysaccharide binding. The transcript has 2 exons.